AAAGGGCCGCUCACCGUAGUGUGUUGCGCCUCUUAAACCCUCACGGGUGAAGAAUCAGGGGUCAACCCCCAAAAGAUAUCUUGAAAGCAUUCAUUUUUCCUCCCUGACGCCCAAAUCAAUAGCUAAAAAGAGCAACUCAGACGAGAAGCAAAUCAAUGGAGACUCAAUCAGAUGGCACCAACAGCAACAAUGACGACGUUGCGGUAUCCUCCAUCAAAAGCAUACGUUCUCAGCUGGAAUCUCGCAUAGAAACCCAGCACAGGACCCAACUCGACCUAAUGGCCUCUCUCCAGUCUCUCGUCCCUAACAUCGUCUCCUCUCUCGACAUGUCUCUCCAAAUUGUUUCUUCCUUCAAUCACAAACCCUUUACCCCUACGCCCCCUCUCCCUGCUCCAACUAAAAAACCUGUCGAAAUCGCUAACCCAGCCAAAAAUCCUUCUAGUCCUCGCGCUGGUAUACAUUCUAAGUCCGCAAUCUCCAAGCUUGAGAGCUCUAAACCGACCCAGUCGAAUGGGAAUGACAAAUUUAGUAUUGAUGACAGUGGGAGUCCUUUGUCGGUGGUGAGGGUGAUGGUGGCGGAUUGCUUGUUGCAGAGGGUGCCAUUUGAUCCCAUAGAUUCGUCGACAGUGUUGAGGAAGCUGGAGAAUGACCAGAAUGCGACUCCAGCGGAGAAGGCGGCGCUGAGGGAGGUGGGUGGAGAGUCUGGCGCUAUUCUUGCGGUGGAGAUGGCUUUGAGGUCCAUGGCGGAGGAGAACCGUGGGAUUGAACUCGAGGAAUUUGUGGUUAGCGGUAAGUCUAGAGUUAUGGUGUUGAAUAUUGACCGCAAUAGGUUAGUUAAAGAAUUGCCUGAAAGUGCACAGUAUCAACAACAGUUAGAGUCUUUAAAUUCUAGUGAUUUAAAUCAGAAUCAGAGUCAGAGUAAUAGCGGUAACAAUGGCAGUGGUGGGCUUGAUGUGAAUAAUAAUAAUGGAGUUUUUGGGAUGGGAGGGCCGGUGGUGCCUAGACCAAUGCCGGCAGAUAUGUGGAUGGCUGGCGGUCCUGGUGGGGAUAUGUGGAAUGGGCCACCAAGGGGAGGAAUGGUGGGUCCUAGAGGGAUGAUGAUGGGGCCUAGAGGGAUGAUGCACAGGCCGCCUUUGGGGCCUUUGUCAAUGCAGCAGCAGCAGCAGCAGAAGCCGAGAACUGAGGAGGAUGAUAUGAAGGAUUUGGAAGCUUUGCUCAAUAAGAAAUCAUUCAUGGAGAUGCAGAAAUCGAAGACUGGGGAGGAGCUUUUGGACCUCAUCCAUCGACCUACUGCAAGAGAAACUGCUGUGGCUGCUAAGUUCAAAACUAAAGGUGGCUCUCAACUGAAGGAGUACUGUUCUGCUCUAACAAAGGAGGAUUGCAGGCGUCAAUCUGGUUCCUUUAUGGCAUGCGAGAAGGUUCAUUUUCGGCGAAUUAUUGCUCCUCACACUGAUGUCAGUCAAGGGGACUGUUCUUUUCUAGACACUUGCCGUCACAUGAAGACAUGCAAGUAUGUUCAUUAUGAGCUUGACCCUACUCCUGAUGUGCCACCUAUGAUGAUGGGCGCUGCAGCACUUCCUCCCCCAAAACCUUUAAAGCCCCAGCGUGCAGAAUAUUGUUCAGAAGUAGAACUUGGUGAACCACAAUGGAUUAAUUGUGAUAUUCGCAAUUUUAAGAUGGAGAUUUUAGGGCAAUUUGGAGUCAUAAUGGCUGAUCCACCAUGGGACAUUCAUAUGGAACUACCUUAUGGGACAAUGGCUGAUGAUGAAAUGCGGAAUCUUAAUGUUCCUGUUUUACAGACUGAUGGUCUGAUUUUCCUUUGGGUUACUGGGCGUGCAAUGGAGCUUGGUCGUGAGUGUUUGGAACUUUGGGGUUACAAGCGUGUUGAGGAACUGAUUUGGGUAAAGACUAAUCAACUUCAACGAAUCAUUAGAACAGGCCGGACAGGGCAUUGGCUGAAUCAUAGCAAGGAGCACUGCCUUGUUGGAAUUAAGGGAAACCCAGAAGUAAAUAGGAACAUUGAUACUGAUGUGAUUGUUGCUGAGGUUCGAGAGACGAGCCGCAAGCCAGAUGAGAUGUACCCUAUGCUGGAGAGGAUAAGUCCAAGGACAAGAAAGCUGGAAUUGUUUGCUCGCAUGCACAAUACUCAUGCUGGGUGGAUGUCGCUUGGUAAUCAGUUGGAUGGAGUCCGACUAGUUGAUGAAGGCUUGCGAGCUAGAUUUAAGGCUGCUUAUCCAGAUGUGGUGGUGCAGCCUCCCUCUCCUCCACGGGCUUCUGCAAUGGAAAUUGACUCCACGGCUUCUCAAAUGAGGAGUCCUUAUGCAGUGACAGAAUCAAAGUCUACAGUGGCACCGUUGGCAGAUCAUGGAGCUGCAGGGACAGCUUAUGCUUCUGAAGAUAAGUUCUUGGGUGUAGAUACUGAUAUGGCUGGCUAAAUGCACUGUUAUUUAAUCAAAGCUUCAUUCCAUUGUACUCCUAAUAGUUUUUGGUGCUAAGAUGUACGUGAUUAUAAUUUUAAGUUUGUAAGUUCAUGGGACAGGGAUUGUAUUAUGACCAUUUUUUGUCAGUUGUAAGUUAUAUUUAUCUCAGAGAACGGGGUUGAUCUA
Hevea brasiliensis (rubber tree) is the source of this 2606-nucleotide messenger RNA. RefSeq names its product N6-adenosine-methyltransferase MT-A70-like. The record is from RefSeq and is a predicted model, not a curated record. The coding region runs from base 156 to 2435 and encodes 759 amino acids. Lineage: Eukaryota; Viridiplantae; Streptophyta; Magnoliopsida; Malpighiales; Euphorbiaceae. Gene Ontology annotation, cellular component: RNA N6-methyladenosine methyltransferase complex. The transcript has 7 exons.